GAUGCCCGGCGACACCCGGCGGACCCCAGGGCCCCCGAUCCCGGUGAGAUCCGCACCGGCACCGGCAGCCAGCGGAGCGGCGCGGGGGCUGCCGGGAAUGGCGGCGCCGCGGGGCGCGCUGGGACACGCCGGGAGCCGGCCCGUUCAAUCGCCCAGAGCAGGCCUCAGUGCUCGCGGGGAGCAGCGCGGGGCGAUGAGGUGGAUUACCCAUUCCCAAACCUUGGCCAGAUGGAAAAGGAGGCUGUGAGGAAGAGGAAUAUAUCCCAGGAUACCCAGACAGACAAGGAGCUGAGGAUGGAGACCAGGAAGGACAAAUCCCUGCAUCAGAACCUUGUGAAAGAGGCCAUUUUGAGUGGCUCCAUAGUGCAGGAAUCCAACAGGGAGGAAAAUCUCCAGAGAUCCCACACAAGGAGGGACUCCAAACCCAGCCCAGGGAGCUGUGAGGAGGAAAGACCCACCCUGCACCAGGAAGGCAGCAGGAGCUUCAGCCAGAGCUCGGACCUGGCGCUCCCUGAGCAGCAUCAAAGCAGGGAGAAGUCCUACAAGUGUUUGGAGUGUGGGAAGAGCUUCAACCACAGCUCCAACCUGAUCCGCCACCGGAGGAUCCACACUGGGGAGAGGCCCUACAACUGUAGGGAAUGUGGGAAGAGCUUCAGCCGGAGCAACAACCUGGCCCGCCACGAGAUGAUCCACUAUAACAAACAGCACCAUGAGUGCACUGAAUGUGGGAAGAGCUUCAAAGAGAUACGCAAAUGUAUCCAGCACAAGAAAAACUGCAGUAAGGAACGGCCCUAUAAUUGUGGGGAAUGUGGGAGGAACUUCAGCCAGAGAUCCAACCUGAUCCAGCACCAGAGGAUCCACACCAGGGAACAGCCCAACAUCUGUGGAGAAUGUGGGAAGAGCUUCAGCCGGAGAUCCAACCUGAUCCGCCACAAGAAGAUCCACACUGGGGAGAGGCUCCACAAAUGUUCCAAGUGUGGGGAGAGCUUCAGCCAGCGCUCCCACCUGAAUGCCCACAAGUGCGUUGACACCAGAGAACAGCCCAACAAGCAUGAGGAACAUGGGAAGAGCCUAAGGAAGAUUCAACACCUCUCCAGCCACCCAUUUGGGGAAACCAGGGAACCACCCAAGUGCUUGGUAUGUAAGAAGACCUUCACGCAGAGUUGCCACCUGAAAGUCCACUGGCGCAUCCACACUGGGCAACAGCCCUACGAGUGUAAGACAUGUGGGAAGCGCUUCAGUGAUCGCUCUAACCUCAACCACCACCAGAGGAUCCACACUGGUGUGAGGCCCUACGAGUGUGAGAAAUGUGAGAAGAGCUUCUCCAGGAAGUCUCACUUGACCCAGCACCAACAGAGCCACUAGAAGGGGAAGCCCCACAAGCUCCCUGACAGCGGGAAGAUGUUGUCUGAUGCUCCAACUUCAUCACUUAAAGCCUCACCAUUUCAUUGCCAUUUAGGAGGGGAAUUUGGUUUUGUUUUUUGGAGAUUGUUUGUUCUGGAGGAUUUGAUGGUUCUGGGGUAUUUGGAAGAAUUUUCUCCAUAAUUUUGUGUUUGAAAAGCCAAGAGGGAUAGAUCCAUCACCUCAAAACCACUCAAUCCCACUUAAAACUAUUCAAUCCUAUCCCAAAAUGGCUCAAUCCCAGCCCAAAAUUACUGAAUUCCACAGUCCCUCAGGGUGGGCGGGGUUGGAAGGGGAUUGGGUCAAGUGUGAUGCAAAUCAGGACGGGUGAGAUGGGCAUUUGCUGGGGCAGGAUGGGUACGAUGGGGAUUGGGAGGGAUGGAAUAGGGGAAGUAGGGCUUGGGAAGGGGCUCUUGAUGUCCGGGAGGGCUGGGAUGGGUUUGUGUGGGGAUUGGAAGAGUGAGGCAGGGUCUGGAAUGAGACAGCUGAAGGUUGGGGAUGAUGAAGGGAGGAGGAACCCUGAGGCAUUCUAUGUUCCUGAAGGGAUUUUGGGGCAUCCCACAUUUUGGAAGUGGUUUUGGGGUACUCCCCAAUUCUUGUGGGGUUCCUGAGAGCAGCUCCAUGGAGCCCAGUUUCCAGGGUGGUUGCCAUGUGCAUGAGCUCAGAGCUGUAGCCAGAGUUUAUUGCCUUGGUGUUGGAGAGCAGAGAAAUGGUGAAUGGUCCCAGACAUCUCUCGUGUGAUUUGAGGGGGGAGGGCUGAGCAAGUUCUGCAUGGGUGGGACAGUCACUGCCCCAGCCCCAGCCACUGCAGCCUCUGGUCCAGUCCCAGAGUGGCUCCCAAGCCCCUGGCACCCCAAAAACCCCAUCUGUGAGAGGGACCAGAGCAGGUAAAGGCUGUGACAUGGGUGUGACACUGACAUGUCCCACAGCUCUGGAGCUCACAGUAGCUGAGAUGGCACUUGAUCCAAGGCUGUGGAUAUUUCUCUCCUUCUCUGUCUCCAUCUCCAUCUCCAUCUCCAUCUCCAUCUCUAUCUCUACCUCUGUCUGUCAUCUCUCCCUGACUGUCUUCUCCUGACUUCCUUUCUUGAAACCUGGAUAACUUGAAGUUGGAUGGGUUAGAGUUUGCUGAGUCAGUGCUUUGUGAAGCGCCUUACCAUAAUUCCAGGUUUAAUAUAAGUUAUAAUUUAAGUUAAAUACUAUUCCUCUGUAUAUUUUUAAGUCAUAGGUUGUAAGUUAGGUUAAAUACUGUUAAGUGCUGUGCCUUUGCUAAAUUGUUAAGUUUAAGGUGUAAGUUAAGAUUAAGACAGAAGUUCUGUUAAGUUUGAGUGCUGUUAAGCUUUAUGGCCAUAUUCCUUUUAUACCUGCCUGUCGGGAUACAAAUCCCUCUGGGCCCCAUCCACACAGGCCUAGGGCUGUUCAGAAAUGUGAGGGCUGAAUUAAAACCUUCAGUAACUGAAAUACUUCAAUCCACACAGACAGGAGGUAAAAAUGCAAGUUUAGUUUUAAAUAAGUAGAGAAUAUUUUAAGUGCCUUAAGCAAAUAAGAAACUGUAUUAGUAAGAAAAAGCCCUAAAGCCUAGUUUGAAGUUCAGUGGCAACACCUUUUACAGAGUUAACUAAGUUCUAGGCAUAACAAAAACAUAAUGUAGCCUUGCUAGCAUUCCUAGCUAGAAUAGAUAGAGUAUGUAAGUAGAAUUUGUGUAAGAAAUUACGACCACUUUCGCACAUCAAUCUUAGAUUCGGAUAGGCCCAACAAGGCGGUAGUAGAAUUAUGUUUGUAACUGAUUGGUUAAAAACAGAAUAAAAUACACUGCUUUGACAGUGCAAACCACCACCAUGAAUGGAACACAGAUCACGAAUGCUGUUGCUGCUGAGAGGCUGCUGCUUCUGCAUGGGACUUGGAGACUUUAUGCUAGAAGGCUUUCUGCAUAAUGGCAUGAACUGUAACCACUCUGCCUUCAUGAGACUGAUUUUAGCUAUGCAAUACAGGACUUUUACAACUACCCAGCUUCUACGAUCUCUAUGAAGACCCCCUGCAAUACUUGACACUUGCCCUCACUCUCCUUUUGUCACACACACCUAAACACAUACGGACAGUUCUCAGUUUGUUUCUGGUUUGAUUGCCUGGAUUUUGUUUGGUUUUGUUGUUGCUUUGUUUCCUUGGUGUGCCUGAACUUUCCAGUCAGGAGUGGAGUGACUCUUGCUAGCAAACUCUGUUGUGCCUGUGCUCCUAAUUGGUAAUUUUUGUCAAAUAUGCUAAUUUGCUAAAAUUAUAAAACUGUAUUCACCCCAUGGCGGGGUGGGCAUUUUGUGGACAUUUUCCAUAUCUGCCCCUUGGAGACUUCCAAUAAAGAUCAACCUUUAUAUUAUCUCCAAAGGAUGUUGUUUCAUUUC
Messenger RNA from Prinia subflava (tawny-flanked prinia), 3794 nucleotides. Its product is annotated as zinc finger protein OZF-like. The transcript has 3 exons. NCBI's taxonomy places the organism in Eukaryota, Metazoa, Chordata, Aves, Passeriformes, Cisticolidae. The record is from RefSeq and is a predicted model, not a curated record. Gene Ontology annotation, cellular component: nucleus. The coding region runs from base 229 to 1365 and encodes 378 amino acids. Gene Ontology annotation, biological process: regulation of gene expression.